This is a messenger RNA of Aaosphaeria arxii CBS 175.79, 708 nucleotides long. RefSeq lists its product as uncharacterized. The transcript is spliced from 2 exons. The record is from RefSeq and is a predicted model, not a curated record. The annotation marks the transcript as partial. Lineage: Eukaryota; Fungi; Ascomycota; Dothideomycetes; Pleosporales.
CAAAUACUUGAUCCACUACUAAAGUACGUCGAUAACCUACUGAUGCAAAAUUUACAACUUCACGAUAAGCCUUUCCUUGCCGAAGCAUGUCCAGUGUGUAAAUGCACGUCGGAUUUCACCCACGAUCACAGCACGUUCCUCCCACUAUCACCUUGCGGCCACUGGAUCCACUAUAACUGUUUUGUCUGGCAUUGUACGCGUCUCGACCCCUCGCGAUCGCAAUGUCCCGUUUGCUCGACUGGACUAUACCACUGGGAUGGGAUUAAUGCCCUUACUCUCGCAACCCGUACAUCGAUUGAGAUGGAGAUGGGUGCCUUAUGCUUUCCCUACUACGACCAAUAUCUGAACCUCCCCAUCUACAACGACCGAAAUGAAUAUGAAGCAGACUGCACUGUGAUCGAGGCCGAGAUUCAAAGGGCAUAUGCAACAUGGGUCUUCCAAAUUAUCGACCCAAGAGAUGGUUCCCCGAACCUUAUAGCUGUUCUGCACGCCGCAUUACGAUUCAUUCGCGAGACAGGGCGCCCCAAAUCGAAGUGGUUGAGUUGGGAUACGUGUCUAGGGUACCUACUAUUCACUACGUUAGUCUGUAUCAAGUUGAAAAGGGUUAUGAAAGAGACACACUUCCUGGUUGUGGACUCGCACGGGUGGGCGGACUUGGAUCAGGAAAUGAGGGCACUGCAGGCAAGGAUAUUAGCUGAGAUUGCAGGU